Messenger RNA from Epinephelus fuscoguttatus (brown-marbled grouper), 1761 nucleotides. Its product is annotated as small VCP interacting protein. Gene Ontology annotation, cellular component: endoplasmic reticulum membrane. Lineage: Eukaryota; Metazoa; Chordata; Actinopteri; Perciformes; Serranidae. The record is from RefSeq and is a predicted model, not a curated record. Bases 446 to 694 code for a protein of 82 amino acids. The transcript has 4 exons. Gene Ontology annotation, biological process: negative regulation of retrograde protein transport, ER to cytosol; positive regulation of autophagy; negative regulation of VCP-NPL4-UFD1 AAA ATPase complex assembly.
AACGUACCCUGACAGAUUUGUCAGCCAGUUGAACUCUGACCAAAACAAACUCAGGCGGAUAAAUAUUUGUCUUUGACGUCUGACUUUAAAACAGACACUUUCCAAAUGCUUAGACGACUGAACAAGAGGUGUGAGGGGAAUUAAUGUAUUAGCUGGCUUGGAGAAGUAACUGCGCUUGUAGCUUGUGGUAGCUGAAGCCGUUAGCCGUUAGCUAGAACGCCAACGUUACCGCAAGCUAACAGAAGCCGUUAGCUAACGGUAACGUUAUGCCAGACGACCCAACAACCACAGCCGUUGGGAGAAGAAGCUGUUGCCUCCGUUGCCUUAACUAUCAGCCCAGCAGAUUGACACUGGCUUACCUGCUAGUUAGGUAGCUAGUUAAGCUAAACAUUGAUAACUAAUUUUAUACGUUGCCUUUUAUACUGCCUGGGAUAACAGCUCCAGUAUGGGGAUGUGCUUACCGUGCCUUGGUGGAGCAGCGGACGACGUUGUUGUCACUCCAGAUCCGGAGACAAGGAGACGACAAUUAGCUGAGGCCGCAGAGAAGAGACAAAAAGAGACAACAUACAGGGGUGUUAAAAAUCCAGAAGCGGUCGAAAGAAAAAAGAAAAAACAGGAAGAAAUGGAAAAACAGGCAAUGACCACCUCAGUGUCUGGUGGUGGUGGCGGCGGGUUGAAGUGGCAGGUGGGCUGAAGAACAUGAAGGUAACACCUGAAGUCUUGACUCUGAAGUCCAAAACAAUAUGAAGUAUUGCGACAAGAUGACUUGAAAGAUGUUUGAACUGCUGUCCAGUUUUGUUUUUUCUUUUCUUUUUUGCCUAAUUUAUGAUGUUAUGAGACAAACGACUACAUGCUUUAUGCAAAACAAUCUGAAGUGACUACAAACCAGAACAGCUGGACUUACCCCCUUGUUGCCAAGUUAUACAAGCCAGUUUGGACCUUUGGACACGUCAGGGAUGAAACAGAAAUGUGCGAACAUAUACAGGUCCUGCUGUGUUAGUUUUAUUUGACAGCUGAUAAGACAGUUUUAUGGCGACCAACAUUAUAUAACACUAAAUUAAUAUGAUUAUAAAGUCCAGCAGUAUCUCUGCUGACUCGUCAUAUUAAGACAAAGCUGUCCUCAACACUUUUCACCUUUUACACUACACUGCUUUUGGUUUUCAUUGUCGAAGGUCAAUAUUUACUGUAAAUCCACAUUGGCCACAUUACUUUUUGUACGACUUCUCAAAAAAUCCGUUAUGCAAAUAAAGUAAAAGCAGUUUAUGUUUACAAAAUGUAAGUGUGCUUAUUAGUAUACAGUGAAAAGCACAGAGUUAAUACUCAUUUCACCUUAUUUCAGGCUCUAUUUGUUGGCAACACAAAGACUCGUGCAAACAGUGCUUGUUGGUAUUUACUGAACCUGUAAUGCGCUUUGCCUGUCUCUGGGGUGUUUUCGUGACCAGUGCAGUGUGCACGCACAUGGGAGUCCCUUGUUGAUGAUGAAGGCAAUGUGAGGUGUUGUUUCUUUGGCUCAACUGACCUGUUCUCGGUGCAGCGUCAUUUAGUCACUAAUUUGGUGAUUGUCAAAAUAUGCAGCAGCUACAGAUGCUGCUGAAUAAUGUAGAACAACACUUAAACAUUCUUCAACCAGUAAAAAAAAAUUAAAAAGGAGGUGCACAAGGAUACGCCGUUAAUUCCUUUGUGCACUUGGCCUACUGUACUUUGCACUGGUCUUUGCCACUACUCCUUUAAUAGAGCCAGGGUUUUGUUUUUUUUUUUUUA